CUCAUAUGCAUGCUAGGUGUGUGUGACCUAAUUAAGUCAUGGAUUCGGAAGAGAGAAUGAAUGCGAGGAAUUCUAAAGUGAAGAUGUUUGUAGCUGGAGUCUCUCUUAGCGUGCUCUCACCUGUGAUUAUUGGGUGCUUGCUUAGAUGAGGCAUUGUUUAGUGUGUACAAGUCCUUGGCAUAUCAAUAGGGUUCUUGGGCCACUCUCACAGUUUAUUGGAGCAUGGUUUACUUGAGGUAAGGUAUAGUUGUGGUUGGUUAGUGAUGACUGCAAAUGAGCAAAGUAAUAGGGGUAAAACUGGUGACUGUUAGUAGACAUGUUAUGAUAAAGCAUUCCUUUCAUGUUUGGUUAUGAAAUUUAUACAGGUGGUGGGUGAUGUGUGAUGAUCAUUGAUGCAUCUCGAUCUACAAGGGUAUAUCAUUGGUCAUUGCAACCUAUCGUCUGCAGGAACAGAAUUUUUAAUCCAUUUCGACUUUAUAUUUAUGUGCUACUACUCAGCUGCACUUUUUGUAUGGUACCUUAUCUUUUUAUGGAAGAUUUUAUUUAUGUCAUUUGGGAUUUGAUUCUACAAAUUUAUAGAAUCGAACCUCGUUUUUGCUUCUCUGAGAACUAAGUUGUAAAUGGAAGUUGUUACUUGUCACUUAAAAUUAUUGUAAGAUGAAGGCCAAAACAUUUCAUUUCACGGAUAAUUUUAUCAGGAGUGUUUCUGUAUGUGUAGAUUUUUUCAAACUAGCAAUCUACCAAUAAUUAACACAAAAUAUGAAAAGUGUGAUUGUAAUCUACCCUUUCAUACAUGUAUACAUGUGCCUCUACAUUAUUUAUUUAUUUUUUAUUAGGGAAGUAUUCAAACGCCUCCAACCUCUCCCAUCGGAUUUUGUGCACUUUCGGUGCCCAUCGGAUAAGUUAUAGUAGUAUAAGUUAUAAUUGUUGGGUUAGAGGGAUUCGGCCCUCUAUAAUUUCUACCGGGGAGGGAUGCAUGCUAAGAUUUAGCAAAGGAAGGAAAAAAUUAAAAAAAAAAAUGUGGAUGAAGUGCCAGCCAGACUCAAAGCUCUCUACGGUUUCUGUAGGGGAGAGAUGCAUGCUAAGAUUUAACAAAAAGGAAGGGAAAAGAAAGCGGAUGUGAACUGUGAAGUGCAGGCUUGUGCUAAGUUUUGGUUUGGUGAGGUAAAAAUUGACACGCAAGUGUGAUGCAUGUUAGGUGUGGUAGUGUUUUCCUCUAAAGCCCACACUAACUUCCAAUUAUCUAACUCCCUCCUAAGCAUUAAAAAAAAAAAAAAAAAAAAAAAAAAAGGAAGUUACUCUGAAUGAACCAUGCCAUCUUUCAGGUUGGAAGGUUUUGUGCCUCGAAUUUUAUGUCCGAAAAAGGGUUACUUUGUGACACAGGAAAGAUGACUAUUUUUUUUUUUUUUUCUCAAAGAUAUUUUUUAGAAGAUAAGAGGCUGAUACCGCUAGAUCACUAACCCGAAAAAUCAAAGGAUGGUUAUUAACCAUUACAUGUGUCAAUAGGUCACCUAAAAACCCUAUCAUCAACUUACUAAUCUCCUAAUUUUGAAAAUAAAAAUAAAAAAUAAAAAAAUCUCCUAACUAACCUAAUUUUCUUCCUCCAAAAUUCCCUCAACCGUAACUACCCCUAAAAUCUCUCAAUGAUUUUAAUCCUCUGUAGCUUCCCUAAAAAUCUCCCAAACAAUUCAACGUCUACCCUACAAUUUCAAAUCAAGAAAAAAAACUUAUUAUAUUGAAAUGAUUCGACUCUCCUAAACCCUAAAGUUGAAUUUCUUUGAAGUCUUCUCCUUCUAGGACCUCGUGUAGGCGGGAUCAAUCCUGGUAAUGCUUCCUUUCUUUUAUCAUCAUUAAAAUCAUAUUCAAUAUAUAUAUAUAUAUAUAUAUAUAUAUAUAUAUAUAUUUAUGAAUAUAUUUAAAUUUAAAUUAUGCAUCAUACGUAACUUUUCAGCUUAUCACUUCACAAAUCUUUUCAGUUUUAUUUUACGUAUCUUUUCAGUUUAUCACUUGAUCCUUCAAUUGCAUUUUAAGGGUUGAUUACUCUAUUUUUUUAUGCAGCAAGGAGAGGGCUUCAUCAAAGUUCAAAUCACUCAUUUUCGGAGGAGGAGGUGAUGGAUACAGGCGGCAGCCGUGGAAGCAAUAAUAAUGUAGAAGGGAAAUUGUUAGAAGCAGGCUGCGGCCACCACCACAACCACCACCAUCACCACCACCACCACCACCUCCCACAAUUUCCUAAGGUUGCACUGUUAUUCACGAUGGUAUCUGUUUCAUGUCUCAUUCUUUACAGUUCGUCCGAUCCUUUCCAGUUCUUGCCCAUCUCCAUUCAAAAGCCAUUGUUCUUAAAAUCAGUACCGCUAGAGGAGGUUCUGCAAAAUGCAGCCAUGCCGAACAGAACAGUGAUUCUAACUACUCUAAAUGAAGCAUGGGCAGCGCCUAAUUCAACAUUCGAUCUCUUCUUGGAGAGCUUCAGAAUCGGGAACCAAACUCGAUGGCUUUUGAAUCAUUUGGUGGUUGUAGCGUUGGACCAACAGGCAUACUCUCGUUGCUUAGCUUUGCACCCUCAUUGUUAUGCUCUCACCACCAAAAACGUCGACUUUUCAGCCGGUGAGGCGUUUUUCAUGAGCCCUGACUACUUGAAGAUGAUGUGGAGAAGGAUCAAGUUCUUGCACUCAGUUCUUCAAAUGGGUUAUGACUUCGUUUUCACGGAUGCUGAUAUAAUGUGGUUUCGAAAUCCAUUUCCCCGAUUUUAUCCAGACGGGGAUUUCCAGAUCGCGUGUGACCAAUUUCGGGGCAACUCAUUCGAUUUGAACAAUAACCCAAAUGGAGGUUUCAACUAUGUAAAAUCAAACAACAGAACGAUCCGUUUUUAUAAGUUUUGGUACGAAUCGAAAUGGAAUUACCCGGGAAUGCAUGACCAGGAUGUGCUCAACAGGAUAAAGUUUCAUCCUUUCUUCCAAAGGAUUGGAAUACAAAUAAGGUUUCUGAAUACAGCUCAGUUUAGUGGAUUUUGUGAGCCCAGCAAAGAUUUUAAUGUAGUGUGUACAAUGCACGCAAAUUGCUGUUUUGGUUUAGAAAGCAAACUUCAUGACCUCGCUCUUGCACUUGAAGACUGGAAAAAAUAUAUGUCAUUGUCAACAAAUAAAAACGCAUCACAGCCAAUGUCAUGGAGGGUUCCACAAAAUUGCAGUGUUGCAUGGCCUCCGAAACAAAUCAAGAAGACAGCUCCUAAAGGAAGUUAGAGAACAGUUUACGUUUGGAAGUAGGAAGGUGAAAUGCUUGAAGGUCCUUAGAUGAAGCUCCACCAAUUUUCAGCAGGUUCUUCCAUCAGAUUAUGAAGCUCUUGAAUUAAGUAGCUCUUUUUUGUAUAUUUUUUUUUUCUAUGAAAAAAAGAAAAAGAAAAGGGGAGUCAAUGUAAUGGAAUAUGUGAUUUUUGCGUCUUUCAAUCAAAUACUCCAUAUAUAGGAAAUGUUAUAGAGCAACUAUAUAUUUCAUACCAACUUAAGUUUUUGUGUGUGUGUAUAUUUUUUUUUUUUGCUUUUUUUGAAAAUUUCUCUUCUUUCCCACAUCAUUAACUAGUAAAAAUAAAUGGACAACAUAAAAUAAAUGAGUUGCCAGAACCCCUAACUAGUAUUUUUUUGUUUUUGGUAAGUAGAACCCCCAA
Molecule: messenger RNA, 3661 nt
Organism: Cornus florida
Lineage: Eukaryota; Viridiplantae; Streptophyta; Magnoliopsida; Cornales; Cornaceae
Exons: 7
Coding region: 2112-3239 (375 amino acids)
Source: RefSeq, a predicted model, not a curated record